GUGGGUGUUACGUUGAUAUGGUGAUGCUUAGCCAAAUGUUAAACUCGAUGUUCUUGGAGGUGUGGUCCAACCUCCAUGAUUCUAAGUCACAAGAGUUUGCGGAGCUUGUUCCGCGGCCCAACUCGUCCAAGAACUGUCCUUUGCCUUUUCACUGGCCUUCCCUGAGCAGAGCUCGGGCACUGGGGACACCGGUGCCUCCACGGCUUUUGGGGCAGCAGCGGAACCCCGAGUCCCCAAGGAUGCCAUUGGUCCCCCAGCGCGGCAGGACCCAGCCCUCUGCCCCGGCAGCACGAAUGGGAAAGAUUUCGGUAUUUUUCAGCUUCCUGAAAACAAGCAACUUCCUCCAGGCCUUGAGCUUUGCCCAGUAUGUCCCAAUGGAGUCAAGUUCAACAACUGGAAAUAAAGUUUUUGGAGCAGGUGGACCAGUUCUACGAUGAUAACUUCCCCAUGGAAAUCCGGCACCUGCUAGCACAAUGGAUAGAGAGCCAGGACUGGGAGGCUGCAGCCAACAAUGAAGCAAUGGCAAUGAUCCUUUUACAGAAUUUGAUAAUACAGGUGGAUGAACAGCUGGACCGGGUUUCGCAGGAGAAGAAUCUGCUCUUGAUCCACAACCUGAAAAGAGUCAGGAAGCUGCUGCAGGGCAAAUAUCAUGGUAAUCCCAUGCAUAUAGCAGUGAUCAUCUCAAACUGCUUAAGAGAAGAAAGAAGAAUAUUGGCUGCAGCCAGCAUGCCUGUACAGGGGCCACUGGAAAAGUCUCUACAGAGCUCUGUGGUUUCAGAACGUCAGAGAAAUGUAGAACACAAAGUAUCAGCGAUCAAGAACAGUGCUCAGAUGACUGACCAAGAUGUGAAAUACUUGGAAGACUUGCAAGAGGAAUUUGACUUCAGGUACAAAACAAUACAGAGCUUAGAGCAGAAUGACAAAAACAGCGCCCUCAUUAAACAGGAAAUGUUGGCGUUGCAGGCGAUGCUCAAUACUUUAGACUACAAGAGAAAGGAAGUGCUCAGUAAAAUAGGGCGUGUGAUCCAUGAGAUCGAUAUGCUGAUGAGCAACAUGCUGACCGAGGAGCUGCUGGACUGGAAGAGGCGGCAGCAGAUCGCCUGCAUCGGGGGGCCCCUCCACGGGGGGCUCGAUCAGCUCCAGAACUGCUUCACGCUGUUGGCAGAGAGUCUCUUUCAAGUCAGAAGGCAAUUAGAAAAGCUGGAUGAACUCUUGACCAGGCUGACUUAUGAUGGGGACCCUAUUCCUGUGCAAAGACCUCAGCUGCUGGAAAAAGUCAACUUUCUGCUCUACAACCUUUUCCGGAACUCCUUUGUGGUUGAAAGGCAGCCCUGCAUGCCAACACACCCCCAGAGGCCAAUGGUUCUCAAAACUUUAAUACAGUUCACUGUUAAAUUAAGGUUGCUAAUUAAAUUGCCAGAGCUGAACUACCAGAUCAGAGUGAAAGCAACUAUUGACAAGAAUGUUUCAACUGUAAGUAACCGUAGAUUUGUUCUGUGUGGAACACAUGUGAAAGCCAUGAACAUGGAUGAGUCUGCAAAUGGGAGCUUGUCAGUAGAAUUUCGACAUUUGCAACCCAAAGAAAUGAAAACAAGUGCUGGAAGCAAAGGAAAUGAGGGCCCUCACAUGGUGACCGAGGAACUGCACUCCAUCAGCUUUGAGACACAGGUCUGCCUGUAUGGAUUGACUAUAAAUUUGGAAACCAGUUCUUUGCCUGUGGUGAUGAUUUCCAAUGUCAGCCAACUGCCCAAUGCAUGGGCCUCUAUUAUUUGGUACAACCUGUCAACCAACGAUCCUCAGAACUUGUCUUUCUUCAACAACCCCCCUGCUGCCACUUUGAGCCAGCUCUUAGAAGUACUGAGCUGGCAGUUCUCAUCAUACGUUGGUCGUGGACUCAAUUCUGAACAGCUCAACAUGCUGGCAGAGAAACUUAUGGGACAGCAAGUCAGUUACAAUGAUUAUCAGCUAUCUUGGGCAAAGUUCUGCAAGGAACAUUUGCCUGGGAAGUCCUUUACCUUUUGGGUUUGGCUUGAAGCAAUCCUGGACUUGAUUAAAAAACACAUUCUUCCUCUCUGGAUUGAUGGGUACAUAAUGGGAUUUGUAAGCAAAGAAAAGGAACGAAUUCUGCUGAAAGACAAGACACCAGGAACAUUCUUGUUAAGGUUUAGUGAGAGCAAUCUGGGUGGAAUUACCUUUACUUGGGUGGAUCAGCUAGAAAAUGGAGAUGUAACAUUUCAUUCGGUGGAACCCUACAACAAAGGUCGCUUAUCUGCCCUGCCUUUUGCCGACAUACUGCGCGAUUACAAAGUUAUCAUGGCAGACAACGUUCCUGAAAACCCCCUGAAGUACCUGUACCCAGACAUCCCCAAAGACAAAGCCUUUGGCAAACACUACAGCUGUCAGCCAAACGAAGUCUCAAAGCCCUCAGACGGAGGAGGGAAAGGUUAUGUUCCUUCUGUAUUUAUCCCAGUCUCCAAAAUCUUAAAUGACUCUACAGAACCACAUUCUCCAUCAGAUCUUCUUCCAAUGUCUCCAAGUGUUUAUGCUGUGCUGAGAGAACACCUGAGUCCCACAGCCAUUGAAACUGCUCUGAGUUCUCCUUAUUCAACUGACUGAAGUGCACAUACUGGAAAAAUCAGUAAUUGUGUGAACACUGGAUGGGUUAAAGAAGUCUUUUUUUUUUUUUUCUAU
Motacilla alba alba is the source of this 2691-nucleotide messenger RNA. RefSeq names its product signal transducer and activator of transcription 4 (gene STAT4). Lineage: Eukaryota; Metazoa; Chordata; Aves; Passeriformes; Motacillidae. The transcript has 24 exons. Gene Ontology annotation, molecular function: DNA-binding transcription factor activity, RNA polymerase II-specific; RNA polymerase II cis-regulatory region sequence-specific DNA binding. The record is from RefSeq and is a predicted model, not a curated record. Gene Ontology annotation, biological process: defense response; cytokine-mediated signaling pathway; regulation of transcription by RNA polymerase II. The coding region runs from base 367 to 2616 and encodes 749 amino acids.